AUGGCUUUCAGCGAUCUUACAUCGAGGACUGUACGUCUUUACGAUAAUUGGAUCAAAGAUGCUGAUCCAAGAGUUGAAGAUUGGCUCCUCAUGUCCUCGCCUUUGCCACAAACCAUCAUCCUGGGACUCUAUGUCUAUUUUGUCACUUCUCUGGGACCAAAACUCAUGGAGAAUCGAAAGCCCUUUGAACUCAAGAAAGCGAUGAUAACGUACAAUUUUUUCAUAGUACUUUUUUCUGUGUAUAUGUGUUAUGAGUUUGUGAUGUCUGGCUGGGGCACAGGUUAUUCAUUUCGCUGUGAGAUUGUUGACUAUUCACGCUCACCCACAGCUUUGAGGAUGGCACGUACCUGCUGGCUUUAUUACUUCUCCAAAUUUUUCGAGCUAUUGGAUACUAUCUUUUUUGUUCUGCGUAAGAAAAAUAGCCAAGUGACUUUCCUUCAUGUCUUCCAUCAUACCAUCAUGCCAUGGACCUGGUGGUUUGGAGUCAAAUUUGCUGCAGGUGGUUUGGGAACUUUCCAUGCUUUUCUAAAUACAGCUGUACAUGUAGUCAUGUAUUCCUACUAUGGAUUAUGUGCAUUGGGACCAGCCUACCAGAAGUAUUUGUGGUGGAAAAAAUAUUUGACAUCAUUACAGCUCGUCCAGUUCAUUAUUAUCACCAUCCACAUAGGCCAGUUUUUUUUCAUGGAGGAUUGCAAGUACCAGUUUCCAGUCUUUCUGUACAUCAUUAUGAGUUAUGGGUGCAUCUUUCUGCUGCUCUUUCUCCAUUUUUGGUACUGUGCUUACACCAAAGGUCAGAGGUUGCCUAAAACUCUGAAAAACGGAAACUGUUCAAACAAACAUCACUGA
Cynocephalus volans (Philippine flying lemur) is the source of this 846-nucleotide messenger RNA. RefSeq names its product ELOVL fatty acid elongase 7 (gene ELOVL7). Gene Ontology annotation, molecular function: fatty acid elongase activity. Lineage: Eukaryota; Metazoa; Chordata; Mammalia; Dermoptera; Cynocephalidae. Gene Ontology annotation, biological process: fatty acid elongation, polyunsaturated fatty acid; fatty acid elongation, saturated fatty acid; very long-chain fatty acid biosynthetic process. Bases 1 to 846 code for a protein of 281 amino acids. Gene Ontology annotation, cellular component: endoplasmic reticulum; endoplasmic reticulum membrane. The record is from RefSeq and is a predicted model, not a curated record. The transcript is spliced from 7 exons.